CGACCAUGCACCAUGGGCAGAUAAGGCGCGCGCCACUCCCACCACACGCAGGCCGUCCAAGAAAAACCCCAUCGAUGGGCAUGGGGACAACAGUGCUGCCCGUCGCCCACAAGCUCUCGCUCGCCUCCCCCUUCCUCCCGCGCCACCGGCGGCCCUGCCGUCCCCCCGCCCAGCAGCACUGCCGGCGCCGGCGCCAUGGGGCGGUGGUGGCGUACAUGGAGCCGGACCCGAACUCGCCGGCGGCCAUCCUGGGGCGCAUCGUCGGGGCCCUCCCCGUGGUGGGCCUCGUGGCGCGCAUCCUGAGCGACGACGGCGGCGUCGGCGGCGACACCGUCGACUUCGCCGAGUUCCGGCGCCGCGUCAGCAAGAAGUGCACCGUCAUGGACUCCCAGGCCUUCUACGACUUCAACGACCGCCGCGGCAAGGUGGGAGACCCCUUCUACGUCCUGCUGUGCUGCUGGCUGGCCGCCAUUGGCGCCGGGCUGCUGAAAACAGAGGAGAUCCUGGAAGGCGUGGCCCGGCUCCGGAUGUCCAACGACAUCCAGUACGAGGAGGAGACCUUCCUCGACAUGAUGAAGAUAGCAAGGGAGAAACGGGCCAAGUCCAAGAGCCAGGCGCCGGUGAUACCGAUGGAGGUGCGGGCGGAGAAGGCGCUGGAGGCCAUCUACGUGUGCUGCUUCGGGCAGGAGAUGGUGGAGCCGGAGGACGAGAAGCUGCUGUGCACGAUGCUGAACGCGGUGUUCCCGUCGGUGGGGAGGCCGGCGGUGGAGAGGAUGGUGUCCACCAUGGCCAAGCAGGUGGCCUCCGGCGAGAGGAGGGGCCCCGACACAAAGGUCGUGUCCAAGGAGGUGGCGCAGAGGCAGCUCAAGGACCUCGAGUUCCUGCAGCAGAACAAGCUGGACUCGGUGUGAGGAGGGGCUCAUUUUUUGGCAGCUAGGUCCAUGGAGAAAUGAGAAUGGAUUUUGAUGUAGCCACACACGGUACGGUACGUAGGAGGAACCAACUGCCAUUGUGGGAUUGUAAACGACACGAUUUGCAGGGUCGAGUCGAUGCUUGCUUGCUAUCACUCUCCUUAUUCGUAGUGUUGUUGCAGUGUGAUAUGAGUGGCACUGCCAUGGGCAUCAGAAGCUUGUAAGAUAGUACUAUAAGAUUUGACUCGUGCUCCUUGAAAAAUAUGUCACCGGCCGUGACACGUUCGCGAUUA
Molecule: messenger RNA, 1204 nt
Organism: Hordeum vulgare subsp. vulgare (domesticated barley)
Lineage: Eukaryota; Viridiplantae; Streptophyta; Magnoliopsida; Poales; Poaceae
Product: photosystem I assembly factor PSA3, chloroplastic
Exons: 3
Coding region: 6-911 (301 amino acids)
Biological process (GO): photosystem I assembly
Source: RefSeq, a predicted model, not a curated record